Messenger RNA from Closterium sp. NIES-65, 1764 nucleotides. The record is from the annotation of a GenBank genome assembly. NCBI's taxonomy places the organism in Eukaryota, Viridiplantae, Streptophyta, Zygnematophyceae, Desmidiales, Closteriaceae.
AUGGCUCUUUCGGACGUCAUAGCUAGGAAGUUAGGGCUGCUACCUUACCUCCAAGAUACUGCAAUAGAGUAUAUCACCUCUAAAGGUGAGGCGUCAAAGCAGUGGGGUAUUCUUCCUGACAUACUUGUGCGGGUGGGGAAGCUGACCCUCCCAAUCAACAUAGCAGAGACCGGGGUGAAUACCUAUGACAUGCUGCUAGGACAGUACUGGAUCUACUUGGCUAAUGCGGAUAUCCUGACCAGCAAGGGCCAGAUAGUGUACCGAGUCAAUACCAAAGAGACAGAUUCGGUCCCUAUCACCACUGGACCCGUGGGUACGGAUAGUCGCCCCUCCUAUGUGUCCCUCCCGCCCCAAACACCCCGCAGGAAUGAACAUAAGCCUUCUCAGCACUGGUUCGGUAUGGACGAGGAGGACUUCCAGCGGUGGUUGGAGAAGAAGCAGCUCCUCCUGGCCAAAGAGCAGGGGCGUAUCCGACUGACGGAGGAGGAGGCGGACUAUUGGGCGUGGGUACAAGAGGAAGAGGAGUUGGAUCGGGCGGAGCUGGAAGCACUAGAACUCAAGGAGCGUGAGUUCUAUGAGGAGCUCGGGGCAGACGGGCUCGAUGAUAUACCCGAAGGAGGUGAGCCAGAAGGGGAAGCCGGGGCAGAUAACGAUAUGCCUAGCCUUUUUGAGUCAGACGGGAAACAUUACUCUGACCUUGGCGCAACAGGUAUGGACGAAGAGGCUGGGGAACUACAAUGGGACAUGGGGUAUGAGGAGGCCAGGAAGGCUGCGGAGGCAAAAGGGGAAAUCAUGGAUCAAUGGGAAGAGUAUUCAAUGACGGACGGGGAAGAAUACGUGGUGGAUGUCAAGGAGGAAGGGAAGCUUGCAUACGAGGGAAAGGAGCACCGGAAAAAAUUGGAUUACCUGUCGGCCUACCAUACCAUCAGGGUGGCCGAGGAGGACAUCCCUAAGACCGCAUUCAAGACCUCCUUAUGCCAGUAUGAGUAUGUGAGGAUGCCUUUUGUCGCCUCCACGAUCUACUUCGGGCACAUCGUGACACGGGAUGGGGUGAAGCCGGAUGCUGGAAAGGUGGAGUGGAUCAGUAACAUGUCGGCGCCGGUGGAUGUGAAAAGGGUCCCGGAGUUCGUGGGGUGCACUAGUUACUACCGGCGAUUCAUCAAGGGGUAUGCGAAGGUGGCGCAUCCUCUCACGCAGCUGCUGUACAAGGACCCUAGGAAAGCAAGCAGCAGCUCGGUUGAUGGGGAAGGGGAAGGAGGGGAUAGUGGUGAGGAGGAAGAAGGAGAACGCGUGGAUGUCCGCGAGCCGGAGGAGAUGAGUAGCAAUACGGAGAAGCGGGAAGGGGAAGAGGAAGGAGACGUCGUACAAGCCGGGUCCGAAGGGUCCAAGGAAGGAGAUGGUGAUGAGGAAUCAAGAGAAGAAGGCGAUGAAGCGGAGGGAUCCGAGGAUGAAGACGGCGAGGACGAGGGAGAAGAGGAGGAGUCGGGAGAGGGAGAUGAGGAGAUGGUGGCCCCGGGGGUAGAACGGCAAGAGAAUGACCCAGAAGGGCCCAAGGAGAGGACGCCGUCACCGCCAAUGACGCAACCUCUUAAAAAAGAAUGGGAGCUGAAAGAGCUGGCCGAGCUAUCCACCGUGGAGGAAGCGGAUGCAGCAGCCGGGUAUAUCUAUGAACGGUCCUCGGAGAUGGAGCUGGCUUUGGCAAAGGCAACUGAGAAUCAUGAUAAGGCACAGGAGAAGCAGAAUGUCGACUUUGACCGGCGUUGA